Messenger RNA from Manduca sexta (tobacco hornworm), 2793 nucleotides. Its product is annotated as leucine-rich melanocyte differentiation-associated protein. The transcript has 6 exons. NCBI's taxonomy places the organism in Eukaryota, Metazoa, Arthropoda, Insecta, Lepidoptera, Sphingidae. Gene Ontology annotation, molecular function: protein binding. The record is from RefSeq and is a predicted model, not a curated record. Bases 247 to 1041 code for a protein of 264 amino acids.
AAUUGAUAAACAUUAUCAAAGAACUUGCUCAAGUAUACACACACACAAAUAAACCUAAAUAUUUUGUUAUCUCGCGUUCGGCUGUCUCCAACGCGGUUAGAUAGAUAACAACACACAUUAGUGUACCAAAAUAUACUUUCAUUUAGUACAAAACAUACGUUUAUGUAUUUAUUUUUUAUAAUGAUAUGAAUUUGUUGUUUAGAUCAGAUUUGUUUUAAUAUAAUAUUUAUUUAAGAAUCUUUUAAUAUGGAUUCAAACGAUUUAUUUGCAAAUAGUCUUCCAAGUACUUCAACAGCAUCUGAUGAAGGUGUGAUAUCUGUGGAUGUAUCAAGAGGAGCUCUGGUGGACUCCAUGACAGACAUGUCUGAGACGGCCAUACCUCCUGACUUGAUCAUCUCAGCAGAGGCAAGUGGAGAAAAUGUAGAAGAUUCAGGAAAGCUUACAUUAGCAUAUGAAAGGCUAUAUGAAGUACCCAGGACUAUAGUGGAGAGAUUCUCUGAUCAUAUCAAAUAUAUAGACCUCAGUCACAAUAAGAUCACGAACCUGGAUGCUCUAGUACACUUCAAACAUCUAACAUCUCUGAUAGCCGACCACAACCCAAUCACUGAGAACUGCGUUCUGCCACCGCUGCCAAAGCUUGAAUUACUAUGGUUAAACCACUGCAAAAUAUCAUCCCUGUACCCGUGGGUGGGUAAGUUGAAGGACUCGUGUCCGAACCUGCAGUACUUAUGUCUAAUGGGCAACCCGGCCGCGCCGAGCUACUUCAACGGAGGUACCUUCUACGAGUAUUUACAAUAUAGGUUAUUCGUGAUAUCCCAGUUUCCAUCAUUGAACCACUUGGACGACAGGAAAGUGACGGAUGACCAGCGGGCCGAAGCCCACAGACUUUACAAGAGGCCGUUCCUGGAACGAAUCAUCAACCCUGGAUCUGGAGGGAUAUCAAUUCUAAACUCCUCUGUUAAAUGGAAUAAUGUUCAAACCAAACUGGCUUCCUUGUGGGGUAAAGACAACGGCAGAAAUAAUAGAAAUCUUUUGAUUUAAAUGGAUUGCAGAGAAGCAAUGGCAUAAAUUAUCUAUAAUACCCGAGGUAUUUAUUGUGUUUGAGAGGUAUUUUCGGAUAUUUCGUGUAAAGGAAAGCAGGUUUGAGGAUUUACUUGAAACAAUUAAAUCCUCAAACCUGGACACACGAAUUAAGUACUGUUAUUUGAUAUUUCAAACAAUACAUAAUUUUUGUGAUAUUUCAAGCCUAUCUUAUAUUUUUGAGUAGAUAUGGUGCUCCCUAUAAGAUGAAUUGUUCUUAUUAACUAUACAUUGGCAGCCAUACUUCCCGUUAAAUCAAUUGUUUUGACACUUUUGAAGUAUAAUAAAUGAUUAACGGGUGUUUACUAUUUCUAGACUUUGCUAUAAUCUAUUUCUUACUCUAUCUACCAGCCUAAUAAUGUUAAGAUAGUUUUAAUAUAAUAAUGUAAUAUAUUCAUACUUAAAAUAUUGUUCAAUAAUAAUAUUGUUAUAAAAAAAAUGUAUUUGUAAUGUAGUCCCAAAUUAAAUAAUUAUCAUGACAUAUAAUAGUAAAAAUCAGGAAAUCAGGUAAAACUUAUAUUUCAUUGUAAUAACAAAAUUUACGCUAUGUGGAUAUGGCGUAAUAUUCUAUAAUUUAUAAAACACUUCUAACAUUACCCUACUACUGGCAUUUUUAAAAAAAUAAUUUAUUUUUGGGUUUAAUUCAGUUUAAUUUUUUUUUUUUGUUAUUUUCGACAAUUAAUCGCAUUCACUAAACUUCGUCUAAACUAUAAAUUACCGAUGGUUGUGGUUGCAUUCCUGCCAUUUUACAUUUGAAUUCUUUUAAACAAUUCAACAUUCCUUUUAACAGCAACCAUGACUACUAUUUCGCAAAUAGGUACUGAUGGACUUUUUUAUAAGCUAAUUUAAUAAUUAUUAAUUUAGAAAGACUAUGGUGCUACAAAAAUACCCACAGGUCUGUAAGCACCAAGAAAUUAAAAUAAUCUAAUUAAUUUAGUUGGUAAAAUGUAUUUCGUAAUCGCAUCCUUAAUCGCCAUCAAUCAGAACAAAAAUUAAGCUGCGCCAAACGUGUUUUGAUGUGCGUACGCAUACGUUCGCAAUUUGAAUGAAACGGUUAUUAAAAAUGGCAGACUCGCGAUUAAGAAUGUAAAAACAAUGCUAAAUAGAGUACUCGACGAAAAAAAUAUUACGAAAUAUCUUACUGUCGCUUCUUUUGCUGACGUUACGUAUUUUCAUUACAAAAUAUAAGAUUACGUUUAUGUAAUUUACACAAUAAAUGUUUAUGUAAAAGAUCAUGUAGUCGUAAGAUAUUGAUUAAGUUUGGUAAUAAAUAUGAAUAAUGCUGAAUUUCGUAACUACAUAGUUUGCAAAUGAAUUAUCUCUCUGUGUAAUAUUUUAGGGUAACUUAGUAAUUGUGUAUCUAAAUUGACGCGAUACGUUUUUUUUUAAUAUAAAUGUAUUGGUAAUAUUUGUAGAAUAAAUCCGUCUUAUUGAUUUAUUAACUGUGAAAUCGGUGAAUUCUAUGGUUCGAUUUUUAAGUCUGGCAAUGAGAUGCCAACGACUGGGUUCGGCGACCAACAAGAGCGCCGUAGCCUGCCUGUCCCUCUGGGUAUAAGUCGUGAGCUUAUUAUUUAAUAUAUAAUUAAGUUUAUUAUUUAAAUAGCAAGUUGUGAUAGAUACUUAUGAAAUUAAACACUGUACGAUACAGGUAUUUGUUAUAUUACUUAUAUUUACAUUAUGCUACAUUGUUAAAUAAAUUCUUUAUCAAUUAAA